Messenger RNA from Akanthomyces muscarius, 504 nucleotides. RefSeq lists its product as uncharacterized. Gene Ontology annotation, cellular component: cytoplasm. The transcript has a single exon. The record is from RefSeq and is a predicted model, not a curated record. Lineage: Eukaryota; Fungi; Ascomycota; Sordariomycetes; Hypocreales; Cordycipitaceae. The coding region runs from base 1 to 504 and encodes 167 amino acids. Gene Ontology annotation, biological process: negative regulation of transcription by RNA polymerase II; mitochondria-nucleus signaling pathway; regulation of nitrogen utilization.
AUGGUCGCGCAGAAUGAACGCCAGAAUAAACUGAGCAACCAAGCAUCCCACUCUACCUCUACUAUCAAGCGCGAGCGCGCUAGACCUAACAGCUCGACCUUAGGCGCCGCUCCCAACGAUUCCGACGAGGGCCCGCUAAUAAUAAAGGGCAUACGUCCCUCGAAUCUAAAGUCGAUCAUUAAGGUGCCUCGGCCUAGUGCCCAGCCUAUUGAAACCAGGCACGUAGACAUCCAGGCAGCCUCAUCGCCCCGAACCAAUCGUCGCAAUAUGCUUGCUACGGAGCUCACAGAGUCCUUGCGCCGCCACCUUCUCUGGGAGCGCCAGCAAAAAACUUCGACUGCAAACGCUGUCCUUAAGCGUCGCCAUACCUCCCACGAUGUCGCCAACCUCAAGCAGUUCCCUGAGAAGCCUUGCUUGAAGAAGAGCGAGGACGCCAACGCCAUCAGCUGGAACCAAUACUUCAACAAGGACGCCUUUGACGGCUACCAUUCCAGAGGCUGGUAA